AUGCGCUCAAGAGGAAGCCUUCCUAUUAUUUACACUGAAGAUGAUUUACGCCCCAAUUGGCAGAAAAAUUCUAAAGAUCAGUCAAUCAAACCGCACAAAGACAAAGUUGGAGCUAAGGAUCUUAUCGCUCGCAAGAUAGCUUGUCGUCUGCCAACUCGUUGUUGUAAAUCAUCAUGUCUAAAUGACCAGUUAACGACUAAUGAUCGAGAUGAGGCAAUGAACAAUAUAAAAACAGAAAAAUUAUUGGUGCCAAGAAAAUUGGUACCAAUUGUUUCGGAAAAAAAGUUAGGUAUUGAUUCAUGCGAUUCGAAUUCUCUUGAAUCAAUUAAUUUCGAAAAUGAUUUGAUAAUUGCUAAUAUUGUUAGAAAUGCGGAAGAAAGAUCUAAAAAAGAUGUUCAAAUCAGCAGAAGAAUAAGAGAGAGAGAAAUUAAGUCCAGGGAUUUUUCGAAGGAAUCUGAUCAACAACCCUCGUUAAUAAUGGAACGAUUAGAGAACUUACUGGAAAAAUUAUCAGAAAAUAGAACUCGGACAAACUCGCUGCUGAAUAGCAAUUGCUCAUCGAAAAAAAUCGCUGAAAACGGUAAUCCAUCAAAUCAAAACUAUCGGCCAAAUGAUCAGUUAUUCAAUAAAUAUGGAGAUAAUAAGUCUGUGGAAAGCAAUUUGUUUCAAGGGCAAAAAACUAAGCCAUCAAUCCUCAAACAUUUGAAAAAAGAAGAAAAUGAAACUAAAAAAGACGGGCAAAAACCUGGGACGACAGAGAAAAUAUUUCCGAAUGCAUCUAAAGUAAAUAAUCUUUUUAAAAUUUUAAAUUAA
Dracunculus medinensis (Guinea worm) is the source of this 813-nucleotide messenger RNA. The record is from the annotation of a GenBank genome assembly. NCBI's taxonomy places the organism in Eukaryota, Metazoa, Nematoda, Chromadorea, Rhabditida, Dracunculidae.